UGUUCAUCACUUGAAUGGACUGUUGGAUGCAGAUCAGAGAGAGCAAAAUCAAAGUCAGCAUGUCAGCCUUUCUUUUGGAAGAGGAGGAACAAUAGUAUCCACAGUAUCUUGCUAUAGACAGAGGCCUCCAGACUGUGGGUCGUCAGGUUGAAACAGACUAGUAGCAGGGAAAAUAUCAGACAAAAACAGGCUUGAUGGGUGGGCAGGUUAGCAAGGCCAUUGGAGAGAAAAGAAGAAGCAAAUAGCUGAUGGGAGACAGAGAAACAUAUACUUUUGUACAAAUAGAUUUCAGUGUAAUCCCAACAAACAAACAAAAGAAACCAACAACCAGAAAGACCCAUAGGUCACAAGCAAAUGCAGAAUGGAACAACAAAGCUAAUGUUACCGUGGAGAAGCAAUCAGCCAAGCUGGGAAGAGGAGAUUGUCUCUAAACUCAGUAGUGUGCCUUGAGCACAGAAAGCUGAUAGUAAAGAAGUAAACAUAGUUUACAACUGUGGCAACCACAGAGGCAAAGCCUGCUCAGUGACAGGAAUGAAGACUGUUCCAGAGAUCUGUGACCAGGAGCUGGGAACAGGCACAAAGAACAAACAAUGUCUUCAGGAAAAAAGCCUACUUCUGUGUGCACUUCUUCUCAGUACUCUCCUUGGUUUUGCGUUACUCAUCACCUACAUCGUGAUGACUUGUGCUCUAGGAUCAUGUGAUGUUGAACCGAGUCUUGCACUGUUGGCCAGACUCCUGAAUUCUAGGAAUGACACUGUAGACCCCUGUGAGGAUUUCUACAAAUAUGCUUGUGGCAGCUGGGAAGGCAAACACUCAAGCACAGAAGUAUCACAAAACAUCUUUGAUAUGUUGUUGGAAGAAAACCAGCUGAUAUUGAAAAGGCUUUUAGAGGCCCCACACUUUGAGAUAAGAGGCUCAGCUAAGGAAAAAACAAUCCAGUUCUAUCGUUCCUGCAUGGAUACCCAAAGGAUAGAAUCCCAAGGAAAUCAACUAUUGAAGCACCUCCUAAAUCAGGUUGGUGGAUGGAACAUCACAGGCAUAGGGAAAGCAAAAGAUUUUAAUGAAACUCUUCAGAUUCUCAUGGGCAGAUACAACACUUUUCCCUUUUUCAGAGUGCAUGUGGGACCUAGUCCUUUCGAUCCCAAGACCAAUGUAAUUCAGAUUGACCAUCCUGAGUUUGAGAUGCCAGCUGAAAGCAAAUUCAAAAAGAAAAAUUAUCUUGAGGUUCUCCGUGUGUAUCUCUCAUAUUUGGAGAAAUUGGGGGACCUACUUGGAGGUCUACAGGAUGGUCCUCCUCAUUCCUUUUCUCUUACCUUGUCCUUCAUCUCCAAUCUCCAGCGUGUUGUUACCCCACUGCAGGAAAGACAGCAGAGGGGAAUGCUAUUCUUUCGCACUACUAUUAGGGAGUUACAGGAAAAAGCACCUGCUAUUGACUGGUUGUCAUGUCUCCAGGCUGUCUUCCAUCCUAUGCCAAUGAACCUCUCUCAGCCAAUUGCAGUGCACGAUAUGGAUUACUUAAGAGCCAUGUCACAGCUCAUUGAAGAAUGGCACAAAGAAAGGGUCCCGCACAUCUAUAUGAUUGUUUGUCUGAUUGGGAAUCUUUCCCCUGCCCUUGAUAGUCGAUUCCAAGAUGCACGCCAGGAGCUAUCUAAGAUUCUUCAUGGGAAAAUGGAAUCUAAAGUGAUCCCAGCUGAGCGCUGGAGGAAGUGUUUGACUGAUACCAGUUCUUUCUUUGAGCCAGUCCUAGGGCAGAUGAUUGUGAAAGAAAUUUUCCCUCAGCAGAACAAGAAACUUGCUGAGCAGAUGUUCUCUGAGAUCCAAGAUGCCCUCUAUGGUCAACUGGAUCAGUUGGAGUGGAUGGAUGAACAAACUCGCCAAGAAGCUAAAGUCUUGGUGUCCAAACUACAAGUGGAAAUUGGCUAUCCAGCUUACAUACUCCAGACUGCCAAAGUGAACCUGGAAUACCAGAAUCUGGAGAUAAAUGAAGACACUUUUUUCCUAAAUGUGGUGGCUUGCUUGAAAAGGAUGAGGGAGAAUUCAUUCUCAAAGCUCCUUCAGCAUCAUUCACAAGAUAUUUGGCAGGUGGCCCCCUGGGCUGUCCAUUCAUACUACUCACUAAGGCACCACGUGGUGGUCUUCCCUGCUGGAAUGUUCCGCAGCCCUUUUUUCCACAUGAAGUUUCCCAGUGCUGUGAACUUUGGAGCCAUUGGGGUCUUCAUGGCACAUGAACUUCUUCAUGCAUUUUAUCGUUAUGUGCUUCCUGGUGGCUGUCCUACAUGCAACAGGAGUGUGCUACAGAAAUCUAUAGAUUGCUUGGUCGAACAGUAUGAAAGUUUUGGCUUUAAGGUCAAUGGUACUUUCACACUGUUGGAGAACACAGCAGACACUGGAGGGCUUGCCAUUGCUUACCAGGCCUAUAAGAAUUGGCUGAAAAAGCACAAACAAGAGGAGUAUUUACCAAAGAUUGGACUUUCACACGACCAGCUUUUCUACCUCAGUUUUGCUCAUGCAAUGUGUGGACACCAGGAUCCUGAGGAAUUAGAGUCUUCCUUGGAUACAGAUCCACAUAGUCCCUUGCCACUUCGUGUCUAUGGACCUGUCAGCAAUAACCAGGACUUUGUAAAACACUUCCGUUGCCCCCGUAGAUCACCAAUGAAUCCAGACAACAAGUGCCACAUCUGGUAAUCAAUAUGAAAAAGGAGGAAGAGAGAUAUGACCCCAGGGAGAUGAAAUCUUGAGCUGUGAAAGUAUGACUCAUGGGUCAUACUCAGGGCCAGUGGAGUGAUGUGGAGCUUUUAUUUACUCUUCUACCUUCCUUUUCUUGUUAUCCUUUUCUCAGCAGUUUAUGGUAGGAAUCGUCUCAAAUUGAGCUCAUAAGAGAAAAGGCCCUCUUCCUGCUGCUCCCAGCACUGUCUCAGAUGGGACAACUCUGUAGUUCAGCAAGUCCUAAGGUAACAAGACAACCAGUCCCUAGUAGGUAGCUUCUGAGGAGUUGUUAACAGAAGGACUGUUGCAUCAUUAGGCUCUCUGUUCAGUGCACUUCCUUGUCCACUCCAGCAACCUCACAGUCAUGUUGAAUGGGCAGGGCAAUAUGCUAGAGCCCUAAGACUUGUUCAUACAAGAUUGUAUCUUAGAAAAAUCCUUUGGGUUACAAUGCAAACCACAGAAGUAAGUUACCAGUGAGAGAAGAACCCUUUUAUCUUCUUCGGUAUAUAAAUGGAGAUAAGUUGUAAGGAAAAAUUAGUGGUUCCAGUUUCAAGUCUAAAGAUGAGUCAUUUAAUCAUGAAGGUUAUUCAUGUAUUCCACAUGGAAACAUCCUCUUUGAGGGAAGUGGGACUGGGAGUUGAAAAUUGUUUCUUUCUUUCUUUACCAGAAAGAUUCCUCUUUCUUAGUCUCUCUUUAGGGUUUAGGAUAUGGUUAAAGGUGAAGCAUGAGGUAGUCACAAGGGUUUGUAGAGGUAUCUGAAGAUCAUUAACUGGAAUAUUCAGAAUUCUCUGGAUCCUGAACCAGGCUUUCUCAUCCCUACAUUUGUAAAUAUUUACAAUCCAAACAGAGGAGUUUAUCUGUCAUAAAAUAUAAUAAAUACUCGAAACUGAAUUUAGGUAAUAAUUUACUUUAGAGGAAAAGAAGAGUAAGAAAUAAUAUAUUUUAGGGUAGCAGGAGAUGUGCAUGAAAUACAUUCUCAAGAGCAACCUAAUAAUUACAUCAAUUCAAUUUUCUAAAAUUUCCCCAAAUCAAGAAGCAUUCAAAACUCCCCCACAGUUUGCAUACUCUUAGAACUGUUCUGUUUAUUUUACUUAUUAUAUUGAAUCCCUGGAUAUUGUUUGUGGAAUAGAUAAGGGCAAGUGGAAAGAAGAAGAAAGAAAAAAGCCCUUUGAUUACAAACUGUUUAUGGCCUGGUCUGUUUCUUUAUUUGGCCUGUUCUCUGCACGAACAGAGUACAUAGCUGAACUUCACAACUAAUAGAUAAUAAUACAUUAUGAUAAUAGGAUUUAUUUAACCAUUAUAAAAACAAACAAAACAAAAAAGAAAAUUAGUUUUUUUAAAGAUAUUUAUCUUUUAAGCACUGUAUACUCUUCCUCUACUUGUUUAAUCAACUUUGUCCUAGCAGCAUGUUCAGAACAUUCAGUCUUUCUUUCAGUUGUUAAAAUAACCAACUGUAUGUAACAUUAUACUACACAUUGUUUGUAUUACAGCAGUUAUUUCACUGGACUUAGACUACUUGGCUUCUUUGUUUAUAAUGUACAGAAAAAGAGACAGUCUGUGACUUGA
Numida meleagris (helmeted guineafowl) is the source of this 4272-nucleotide messenger RNA. RefSeq names its product Kell blood group, metallo-endopeptidase (gene KEL). Gene Ontology annotation, cellular component: plasma membrane. The record is from RefSeq and is a predicted model, not a curated record. Bases 532 to 2685 code for a protein of 717 amino acids. Gene Ontology annotation, molecular function: metalloendopeptidase activity. Gene Ontology annotation, biological process: protein processing. The transcript is spliced from 19 exons. NCBI's taxonomy places the organism in Eukaryota, Metazoa, Chordata, Aves, Galliformes, Numididae.